UUACCAACCACGUUGUUGGUCAAUUCGCGUUUUUGCAUAGUUGAAAUGUAUAUGAAAUUUGGGGAUCUGGUGGUGGUCUUGGAUUUUAUCAAAUAUAGCUGAUUGAUGAGUUAAAUUUGUAAACUGAACAGUGAAAUUUCUUAAGCAAGAACUCCGGCUGCUGGAGCAGCGUCCAUCUUAUGUUGGUGUGUUUAUAAGAUUAAUCGAGAGGAACAAGGCUUUGGUUUUGGUUCGCCAAAGAGGAAAAUAUGCUGUUAAUAUUGAUAGAAAUAUUGAUGUCACAAUGCUCGAACCAUUAAUGAGAGUUGCUCUCCGCCCUGAGACCUAUGCUCUUCAUGUAAUACUGCCAAGAAAAGUUGAUCCUCUUGUCAAUGUUUUGAAAGUUGAAAAUGUUCCUGAUUCUACUUAUGAAAUGAUUGGUGGUCUGGAUAAGCAAAUCCAAGAAAUAAAAGAGGUCAUUGAACUUCCACUUAAACAUCCUGAAUUGUUUGAGCGUCUUGGUAUAGCGGAACCAAAGGGCGUCCUGCUUUAUGGACCACCUGGUACUGGGAAAACAGUGGUGGCUCGGGCUGUGGCUCAUCAUACAGACUGUACUUUCAUAAGGCUUUCUGGUUCCGAGUUAGUCCAAAAGUACAUUGGGCAAGGUGCUAUGAUGGUUAGAGCAGUUUUUCUCAUGGCUAGGCUGCAUGCUCCAUCUAUCAUUUUUAUGGAUGAAAUUGACAGUAUUGGAUCUGCUCGUACGGGAUCUGGUAGUGGGAAAGGAGACAGUGAGGUGCAGCGGACUAUGCUAGAGCUUCUCAACCAACUGGAUGGAUUUGAGGCAACAAGCAGGGUAAAGGUUUUAAUGGCCACAAAUCGUGUUGAUAUGCUGGAUCCAGCGCUCCUCAGGCCAGGACGAAUUGACAGGAAGGUUAAAUUUCCACAUCCUAAUGAACAGUCUCGGUUGGAAAUCUUGAACAUACAUGCACGGAAAAUGAAUUUAAUGCGAGGCAUUGAUUUGAAGAAGGUUGCAGAGAAGAUAAAAGGUGCAUCUGGUGCAGAGCUGAAGUCAGUUUGCACAGAAGCAGGGAUGUUUGCUUUGAGGGAGAGGAGGAUUCAUGUGACACAGGAAGAUUUUGAGAUGGCAGUUGCCAAGGUAAUGAAGACGGAGACUAAGAACAUGUCGUUGCGGAAGUUAUGGAACUAAUCAUGUUAUCAUGUGUUCUUUAAGCCAAUCUAAGCAUGAACUUAAGAUGAUGUUUCAAAGGAAGCAGAUGUAUCUUAGAAGGAUAUUCGCACACACGUAUGCAUAUUAGUGAGAAAACACAAUGGAAGUUACACAAAACUAUACCUGCAAUUUGAAAGCCUGAAUUCCGAAACGAACUCGAUAUUGGAACAUCCAAUCUGUCUAUAAUUGAAGUUUUAAAUUUGAGUUUCCGA
Malus domestica (apple) is the source of this 1419-nucleotide messenger RNA. Its product is annotated as 26S proteasome regulatory subunit 8 homolog A-like. NCBI's taxonomy places the organism in Eukaryota, Viridiplantae, Streptophyta, Magnoliopsida, Rosales, Rosaceae. Gene Ontology annotation, cellular component: proteasome regulatory particle, base subcomplex. Gene Ontology annotation, biological process: proteasome-mediated ubiquitin-dependent protein catabolic process. The record is from RefSeq and is a predicted model, not a curated record. Gene Ontology annotation, molecular function: ATP binding; ATP hydrolysis activity; proteasome-activating activity.